GGACCGAGCAGCAACCUUCUGCGACUUCGAUAACGACCAACAUUGACGAUGACAGCCUUGUAUACAAUCACAAUACCAUAAUAAUCACCACUGCACAUGUUUGCGACACGCAUUCUGUAGCCGAGCUGCAUCUCUACGCUUACUGUCGGUUCCUCUAACUCCGCAUCCAACAACCUCGAUCACCUCACCGAACAAUGCCCUCACAUCAUCCUGCCUCUCGGUGACCAUAAAGACCAAUGCGAACCUUUACGUUCCUCAAAUAAACUCCUCCCCGGGCGAUUGAAAUGCCGCCUGGGCCGACCGAUCCUCCCCCCUCCCUCGUCCCGAACGGAGCCAAUGUUUCCCCCAUUGAUGGCCCUCUAAGGAAAUCCCACGACAAAACAAUAGGCGGCGUCUUCACAUACACAAACGGCGGCGACGUAGAAACAGGAUACUCCGAGCGCAGGCUGGAUCAGUUCAGACAUCAUGCGAACAACAGUCAUGGUUCUCUCACAAAUGGCCUCCCCAAUGGCAACGUCAAGGCGACGACACGAGAUAGGGCGCAGUCAAAAGCCAGCAGUACUCAUUCGAUAGCCAGUGCGACUGCUAGACACUCCGGGCAUCUGUCCAAGAACUCGUUGCCUGUCGAUGGAAUGACCAGACUGUCUAGUGUAGAACAUGUGUCGGACGAGCGAAGUAAUGGCGUGCCUACGCAACCAGGUGGACAUACUCCCGAGUUGGGCAAACUGAAGACCGAUCUUCCCUCGAACAAACCCGACUAUGACCCCUAUCACAUGGUAACUGCUUCUACCAUGCCAGAUACUGCGCGCUCCGAUGGACAGUCACUAUCUCUGCAACCACCUCGCGGAGCUGCUCCGGCGCUCGCUCGCUUUUCCUCUCCUCCAGCCAUGUCUCCGGGCGCAUCGAUACAGGACCGUCAUCCUGACCCAGAGCGGCCGUCCGAGCCACCGAAACUGUCACACCGUCACACGCUGCAAGUACCAAAAUCGAAUCUGGCAGUCAGCCGAAAUUCACGUGAUUUCUCUUUCUCUGCAGGUCCGUCAGAAGAGGCUCUGUCAACCACUGGGCGCUUCUCGCCGACUCGGGAGCAUUUCGAUACAUCAGUGCCGCGGCACAGGAGGGCGUCACUCGGACUUGUUCGUAGGACGACCCGGUCGAUGCUGUCCGAGGGUCAUGCGGACGAUGUACCUCCGGAUGAGGACGCAGUACGGUGGACGGAGUUGAUCAAACAGAAAAGAGCAAGCAGGCGGAAGAGGAAGGAAGAGGAAGAAGACGAUGAUAGAGUCAUGGUGGGAAAGAAAGUCGAGGAAGGUCAUGUCAAUUGGGUUGCAGCGUACAACAUGCUGACCGGAAUUCGAUUUACUGUAUCGAGAACAAACGCAAAGAUGGAUCGACAAUUGACAGAUGCCGAUUUCGACGCGAAGCACAAAUUCAGUUUCGAUAUCACCGGAAAUGAAUUGACUCCGAGUGCGAAAUACGACUUCAAGUUCAAGGACUACGCCCCCUGGGUAUUUCGACAUCUUCGCAGCAUUUUUGGUCUGGAUCCGGGCGACUACCUGAUGAGUUUGACGAGUAAGUACAUAUUGUCCGAGCUGGGCAGUCCUGGCAAGUCUGGAUCUUUCUUCUACUUUUCCCGCGACUAUAAAUACAUCAUCAAGACGAUUCACCAUUCCGAACACAAACUUCUGAGAAAGAUUCUUCGCGACUAUUACCAGCAUGUGGUGGAUAACCCCAACACACUUAUCAGUCAAUUCUACGGGCUACACAGGGUGAAGAUACCCUAUGGUCGAAAAACGCAUUUCGUGGUAAUGAACAACCUCUUUCCACCACAUCGAGACAUUCAUACCAUGUUCGAUCUCAAAGGCUCCACGGUCGGCAGAGACUUUAGGGAGGAAGACCUGGUUAACAAUCCAAGAGGGACACUUAAAGAUCUGAACUGGAUCCGAAGGGACCUUCAUCUCGAGUUUAAUAUGCGGAUACGACAGAUAUUCCUGGAACAAUUGAGGAAGGACGUCGCUCUCCUUCAGAGGCUUCAUAUCAUGGACUACUCGUUGCUGGUUGGUAUUCACGACAUGACCAAGGGUAAUGAAGAGAAUCUCCGUGAAACCACGCUACAAGUUUUCCAGCCUGGUGGCGAGAAAGUGGAAGAUGGUCAUGGUGCUUCGAUGCUGACCAGGACGCCGUCUCGAAUGGAAAAUGCCAAAAAGGCACGAGAAUUGAGAUUGACAUUGAAGAAAGAGAGACCUGUGCCGAUGGGCAAAGUUCAUGCAAAGAUGCCAUCAGAAAUGGCUUCUGGCGACGAAAGACAUGAUCGCAUAUUCUACAGCUACGAUGGUGGUAUCAGGGCCACUCACGAAGAUGGCCGUGGAGGAGAGUCGAUAUAUUACCUUGGCGUUAUUGAUUGCCUUACCCAUUACGGGAUGAUCAAAAGAAUUGAGCAUUUCUGGAAAGGCAUGUCAGCGUCAAGGACACAGAUAUCUGCCAUUCCACCACAACAAUAUGGCGAACGUUUUCUCAACUUCAUUACUGGAGUUACCAUGACUCAGGAGGAAGCCGAGCGACGAAGGACUGAAGAAAGCCGACGGUCCGGUGUACAGACGUCAGCACUGUCGAUGGAGAGCCAACGGGACACCUACCGAUCUGGGUCGAUCACUGAAAAUCAGAUGAGCCCGGCCGUAGAGAAAACGAUGCAAAAGGCACAGAAGCAGACCGACAAAUCGACCCCAACCGGGAAAGGAAGAAGCGAAAGUGAAGAUGAAAAGCCUGAACGGACUCUCAGAACAGCUGAAGACUCGAGAAGCGCUUCCUUAUUACCUGUCGUUGCGGAAGCCGGUGAGAGUAGCUCACAAAGUUCUCGCAAACGUGCUCUGAGCCCGGCGGACGAAAGACCAGAAUACGACAGUGAACUUUCUGCUUCGCCACCUCGAAUGGACUCGAUACCGGGACUACGCAAAGUGUCGCCAUCGACAAUAGGCACAGCCACCGAUAUGGCGGAUGAUACGAGUUUUUCUAGUCCACAAGUGGCCGACUUUGAACCUUCAACACACACGGAUGGCGAUUCGGUGGGCGAAUAUGACACGGACAUGACAUUCAAUAAGCGGCCGGAUAAGCCGCCUCGGCUGGGGAGCGACUUGAUACAGCCUUGUUCACCAUUGAGUGAGAGUCUUAUGCAGUCUAUUCACGAGCACAUGGGGGAUGGCGACUGAAGCGCGAAGCCCCAUGGAGGAAUCGAAGUAUGAGGAAUUGUCUAAUCAGCCACUUCAACUGAGGGUGGAGGUAUUCCUUGACUUUCAUGGAGCCUCACGACAAGGCGUCAUCGGAUUCGGAUUUAGCGAGGCAUUUUUCAUUUUUGUUCUGAUCAUUGAGAACCCAGAGCCCCAUAAGGCUCUUCUUUUCAGGGGAUAUGGGGUUCACAAAACUCUUGAGAUCGUGACCAAACUGCCGGUUCGCACUGCCGGUGAGGUAUACUAGGAUAGGUGCACGGGAGAAAGAGGAGGACCGUCACGAUCUAUAUUCCGUCAAUAGUCAAGACUACCAAAUGGAUUGAUUCAUGUCCGGACGAGUGAAGCAGGAGUCUCAGAUAAAG
Messenger RNA from Exophiala viscosa, 3586 nucleotides. RefSeq names its product 1-phosphatidylinositol-4-phosphate 5-kinase. The coding region runs from base 285 to 3206 and encodes 973 amino acids. Gene Ontology annotation, cellular component: plasma membrane. The record is from RefSeq and is a predicted model, not a curated record. Gene Ontology annotation, biological process: phosphatidylinositol phosphate biosynthetic process. The transcript has 2 exons. Gene Ontology annotation, molecular function: 1-phosphatidylinositol-4-phosphate 5-kinase activity. NCBI's taxonomy places the organism in Eukaryota, Fungi, Ascomycota, Eurotiomycetes, Chaetothyriales, Herpotrichiellaceae.